GUCUCCCCCAUUUGGAAAGAAAGCAACACAUGUGAGUUUGUUUCUGCUGCGCUACAGGACACGGAGCGGACAAGUCUGAGUGAGGGGACCGCAGGUAAACGGAAUCUAAGCUUUUUCAGAGAGGAGGGAAGGAAAUCCCCCCCACCCCUCCACACACCCUCCUUUUCACCGUCCGCGACCACCUUUUUCUUUUUUUUUUUCCUCCUCCUCGGACCUCUGUUCUCUUCUGGAGACACAAGUUUCUCACACAAAGAGGGAUGCUGCGUGUUCCCGAGCCGCACUUGCACUCAGAGGGAACCUAAAAGUAGACCGGAGCGGAAUUACACUUCAUCUGAUGCAAGCGCACCAAAGCGGACACUUUUAGUGACUGGAGGAUCAGCGCGCUUUCAUAAAAUGAUCCCAACCGGCGGCGUGAUAACAUGUCGCAUCGCGUCUGAUGUUUGACACAUGUUGAGGAUCGACUAAAGAAGAAACUGGGAGGACAUAACAAAGUCCGAGAAUUCAUCCCGAGCCCUGCUGGCACCUAUUUUUUUUUUUUUUUUUUUUUUUUUUUUUAACUGGAGUCCGAACAACCGAUCGCCGUCCAGAUGCAGUUUCGACUCUUCUCAUUUGCCCUGGUCGUAUUGAACUGUAUGGAGUACAGCAGCUGUCAGGCGCCGUCGCACCGCUGGAGGAGAAACAAGAGAGCUAGCUAUGGAGCGUACCCCAUCUGUAAAGGCUGCUCGGUGUGCUCCAGGGACAACGGCUGUGUAAACUGCCAGCCCAAACUCUUCCUGUUUUUGCGGAGAGAGAGGAUGAGGCAGUAUGGGGAGUGUCUUCACGACUGUCCAGCCGGAUACUACGGCAUGCGCAGCCCUGAACUCAACAUGUGCUCCAGGUGCAGGAUAGAGAACUGUGAGUCCUGCUUCAGCAAAGACUUCUGCACCAAGUGCAAGUCUGGCUUUUACCUACACAACGGGCGCUGCUUUGAUAAGUGCCCCGAGGGCUUCGCCCCGCUGGAGGAAACCAUGGAGUGCGGAGAGGGCUGUGAGGUGGGCCAGUGGAGCGAAUGGGGAGCCUGCACCAGGAGAAACAAAACCUGUGGCUAUAAGUGGGGUCUGGAGACCCGGACGCGGCACAUUGUAAAGAAACCACCCAAGGACACAAUACCCUGUCCCACCAUCGCUGAGUCCAGGAUGUGCAAAAUGGCCAUGAGGCACUGCAGGAGAGAUGGCUCAGGGAAGCAGCGACCCAAAGAACCAAAGAAGAAGAACAAGCAGAGGCUGCGGUUUCGGGCCCAGAACCAGCACAGCGACCACUUGGCCUCCGCACGCUCCAGCCAAUGAGGACUUAAAAACCCGAAACUAGACUUCCCAUUGAACAAA
Perca flavescens (yellow perch) is the source of this 1364-nucleotide messenger RNA. It is a transcript of the gene rspo2, whose product is annotated as R-spondin 2. The coding region runs from base 588 to 1325 and encodes 245 amino acids. NCBI's taxonomy places the organism in Eukaryota, Metazoa, Chordata, Actinopteri, Perciformes, Percidae. The record is from RefSeq and is a predicted model, not a curated record. The transcript has 6 exons.